Molecule: messenger RNA, 357 nt
Organism: Aureobasidium vineae
Lineage: Eukaryota; Fungi; Ascomycota; Dothideomycetes; Dothideales; Saccotheciaceae
Source: the annotation of a GenBank genome assembly
AUGUGCACCAAUUGCGAGCGCUUCGCAAAGACUGCAGAAAUUCACCAACACGACACUUCCACAAUCGGCCCUGUUGAUGUUGGCAAGUUCAACCAGCUGGUAAAGCUACACAAGCAGACAUGCGACCGCCGCGCAAGCGAAGCAAGCACCUCUUCUCCAAUCACAUCCACCGCGUCUCUACCACCUUCAAAUGAUCGGGAUUUUCGCAGACCCAGCAUAGCCAGUGAGACCUCUAUCACCUCUACCGCAGCCAGCACAAUGUCUACCGGCGGACGUCCACCAAUUCUCAGCAUUCCGGCUUGGACAAAGGUUGAAGAGUGGAACAAGCAGAACAUGAAAAAUCAACACAUUGGAUGA